AUGGCAUAUAGUACUCUGCCCACCAUUCCUCUGAUCGUCUUUGCGGUCAUCGAGCCAGCGUUAUUCCUGCUGGUGAUUGAUCUUCACAUUACUAAUUGUCUCUGUUCUAGAGUCUGGGCCUGGAUCGUGUGCAACCAAGAUCCUUUUAACUACUAUGCCACGCAGGUUCCAAACCACACCCUCAAUGAACAGGAUCACUUCCCGGGACAGGCUCUGGCCCUCUCGCUUCAGAUGGGCAAUGUCCUCCUGCUUCUCGCUGCCAUGGCUGUCAUCUGCUGUUUCUCGUCUAGUCCAUCCACAGCCAAAUGGUAUCUGGUAGCCGUUGCUUUCGCAGACUACGGGCACAUAUACGGAGCAGCCCGCGGCGUGGGACCAGAUGUAUUUUGGGAUCCCAGCCAGUGGAAUGAUAUGGUCUGGGGCGGUGUGGCCGGCAGUGCAAUUUUGAACCUCUUCAGGUGGCUGACUGUCUUGGGUGUGUUUGGACCGAUCGGUGGAAAUGCUGCCCUGCAGACCAAGUCUGGGAAGAAGCACGCCUGAAGAGCCGCGCGGCGGACCCCCCUUGAUCUUGACGGGAAUAGGCUGGAUGAAUGGAUCUGCGGUACGAGGUAUGGGCUAUGUGUUGAGGUUGUGAUGAUAGUGUACAUGGUGUGCUGGGCAAUGGAUGUGUCAUGCUCUGGGAGGAGAGUGGCCAAAUUUUUGUGAGUGUCUGGUGAAAUUACACGGAUACAGAACUUACUCGCUGCGUGCUUGUUGACGUUCGACUUCCUUCUUGGUCUACCAUCAAUACAUCUUGACUAUAGU
Cryphonectria parasitica EP155 is the source of this 801-nucleotide messenger RNA. RefSeq lists its product as uncharacterized. The transcript is spliced from 2 exons. Lineage: Eukaryota; Fungi; Ascomycota; Sordariomycetes; Diaporthales; Cryphonectriaceae. The record is from RefSeq and is a predicted model, not a curated record. Bases 1 to 537 code for a protein of 178 amino acids.